AUGUCUUGUUCCAAAAUCCCUCAAAUUGUGUUGAAAUCAUCCUCCAACCAAAGCAACAUGCCACUGAUAGCAUUUGGCACUGCUGCUGUAACCAAUAACGAUGGAGAAAUCACAAAAGCAGCAGUAGUUGAAGCGAUCAAAUCGGGUUACAGACACUUUGACACAGCAUCAAUCUAUGGUUCUGAAGAGGCUUUAGGAGAAGCUAUACAACAGGCACUUCAACUUGGUCUAAUUCAAUCAAGAGAAAUCACUCCAGACCCUGAAAUUAGAAUAUUUGGAUCUUUAUUUGAUCCAUUGGCCAGAGUGUGGAUAGCAAUGGAAGAAUGCCAGAAACUAGGCCUAACGAAAUCUAUAGGAGUCAGCAACUUCACUUGCAAGAAACUUGAGGAUCUACUCUCUUUUGCUACCAUUCUUCCUUCUGUCAAUCAAGUAGAGAUGAAUCCUGUUUGGCAUCAGAAGAAGCUAAAAGAAUAUUGUGAAGCAAAGGGUAUAAUUAUAACUGCAUUCUCUCCUUUAGGAGCCAAAGGGACCAUGUGGGGUUCUAAUGAAGUUAUAGACAGUGAAAUACUCAAGCAAAUUGCUGAGGAACAUGGGAAGACUGUUGCUCAGGUAUGUCUUAGAUGGUUGUAUGAACAAGGGGUGAGUAUGGCUGUGAAGAGCUACAACAAGGAUAGAAUGAAGCAAAAUUUGGAGAUAUUUGAUUGGUCACUUACAAGAGAUGACCAUGAAAAGAUUGAUAAAAUCAAACAGAUUCGUGUCAACAAUGGCCCAUUUGCGUUCAUUCCUGACAUUUGGGAUGGAGAAACUUAA
Vicia faba (fava bean) is the source of this 810-nucleotide messenger RNA. Lineage: Eukaryota; Viridiplantae; Streptophyta; Magnoliopsida; Fabales; Fabaceae. The record is from the annotation of a GenBank genome assembly.